Messenger RNA from Lasiosphaeria miniovina, 1023 nucleotides. RefSeq lists its product as uncharacterized. The transcript has a single exon. The record is from RefSeq and is a predicted model, not a curated record. The coding region runs from base 67 to 315 and encodes 82 amino acids. Lineage: Eukaryota; Fungi; Ascomycota; Sordariomycetes; Sordariales; Lasiosphaeriaceae.
CUCAUUUUAUUUCAUUGUCCCGACACCCGCGCCCAACUGCAGCACGCCCUGAGGGUCACUGCCACCAUGCCUGUUUCUUGUUGCCUUUUCUUUUUGUAUCCUGAUGCUUAUUCUUUUCUUCCUGGCCUCGUGAUGUCCUCCUCGUACAUGCACGGCGCGAGGGCAUUCACACAUCAUCUUUUCCUUUCCACCUGCAACUGUGCACCCUUCUCCCUCAGAAUAAAGGCUCAGUGUAUGGGAACACUGUUACUUUCCUCUUGUUUUGCAAAUGCAUUGGACAUUUUUUCACCCUUGAUGAAACAUGUCUUUUAUUGAUUGCUGGCCCCCUUGGGCACAUUCUCACGAUGGUUGUUAUUUUUGUCGACUUGAGUUGUGCUAAUGACGUUGUUUGAAUUGCCACAAUCGUUCGAAUUUAUUUCGUUUUUUUUUUUGGCGUUUUUUUUCUUUUUUUUUUUUAAAUUAUCCCUCUCUGCUUUGGGCUUAUUCGAUUCCUAGUUGCCUUGUGCACCAUGUUUCUCUUUAUUUUGCUCCACCACGUCAACGGUCUCCUUUUGUGGUUGUCAUGGGCCGUUGAGGGGCGCCCGGACAAAAAGCCUUGUCGCACGCAGCUCACGUAGACCAAUUGGGGUUCGACAAGAACCCUUGCACAACGACUGCAGUGUGUUUCGUUUUGAAAAGAUGCGGCCACGGUCGCCAAGAGUGAACAGUCGUGAAAUGCUUCAUCUGGGCGCCCAAUCGACCACAGGAUCUUGCGGAGGAUUGACACUUGGCAGCAGAUCAAAGCGGGGUUGGGCUGGGGGUUGCGGGCUGCAAAUGCGGCCGUCCAAUUAAAACCGGGGCGCGCUGUCCAAAUCCGCCAAAUCUCUCGAGGUGUUUGCAAUGUUUUUGCAUGUGGGUUGUGAGGCAGGCCUGAUGCAGGCCGGCCGUGGUUUUUGGGGGGAAAGAAGGGACGAUGACGGCCGCCGUUCGGGCCUGACGUUUUCUCUUUGGCGCCUGUGCAACAGACAAGCUUUCCCCCCCAAU